CGAUCAGCGGCCCUACCAGUGUGCUCUACACCGUCCCGUAUAUAACACCUCGAAUCAGAACUCUUGCGAACGCGCCAAAUUUCCUUUUUUAAGGCACAUCUCUACCUUCUCCCGUUUCAUUUAUCUUUUUUAACGGUCUCUUGUAAAUCAAACAAGUCGAGACACCUCGAUUCGUCUUUUUGCACGCUCAACAACCCAAAACAACACACCUCAAACAAAAUGAGUUCCAAGGAAGCAACGAAAGAAGUUGAAGCCGACGAAGUCAUCGCCGCCGACGCCAAGAAAGACGCAGUCAAAGGCACAAAAAGGCCAGCAGAAGACAAAAAUGAUGACAUCAAGAAAUUAAAGAAAGCCGAAGAGAACGGUGAUGACGAAGAAGCCGAAGAUGAAGAAGAGGCAGAAGGCGAGGAAGAUGAGGAGGAGGAAGACCUGCCCGAAGGAGAGGAAGACUUUGAUGAAGAGGGCGAAGGAGAAGGUGAAGGUGACGAUGAUGAUGAAGGAGAGGGAGAUGAUGACGAUGAUGAUGCGUAAAAGUGUGUGACGGGAGAAGUUACAUAUUUUUUUUUCCUUUUUUUUUUUGGCUUCGGUCAGGGUCCACACUUUUUGCGCAUGCGUUACGUCGCUCAGCGGAAAAGCAGCCGGCACCGGUCGGAAAUUUUUUUUUGUGAAUUUUGAUUUCAUCUCUCUCUGUCUGUCUCUUAUACACUCCCCUGAAUCAUGAUACCUUUUAUUCCUACCCUUUUUUUUUUUCGCCUCCCAAUUUUUUUAAUACCGAGACACACACACGAAAAACACCUCAUAAUGUACGAAAAAGACUUAUCAGAGCAGCCGCCCCCUCCAUCUUUAAUAUGAUUAUGUCAUGUGUGUGUGUGUGUGAACGAGAGCGCGCGAGCCCAACGCCAUCUUUUUUCUCCCUCUUAAAAAAUUUCGGUCGCCCUGUCAUUUGUAUGAACGUUUUUCAGUUUGACUAUGAAAAAAAAAAUCACUCACGAGACACAACCCCACCACAUACAAACAUUACCACCACCAUCCCUGAUCUGUCCAGCCCAUUUUUUUUCCUCCUUUAUUUACUGGCGGGAGAUUUUUGAAUUAAAAGAGGAAGAAAAAUU
Messenger RNA from Daphnia magna, 1109 nucleotides. Its product is annotated as bacchus. Lineage: Eukaryota; Metazoa; Arthropoda; Branchiopoda; Diplostraca; Daphniidae. The transcript is spliced from 3 exons. The coding region runs from base 220 to 531 and encodes 103 amino acids. The record is from RefSeq and is a predicted model, not a curated record.